GCGGUGGUAGGUUUCUGACAGGCAGCCGCGCGCACACACGCAUCUCUUGCACACGCACAUGCACACGCGGACACGCGCACGUCGUGUGCUGCUGCCAGACUCGGUUCAUCGUGCGCAGUCAUCGGCAGCAGAUAUCGCGCUAUUUACAUACUUUAAGGGCGUUGUCAAGCAGCAGCUGCAGCCAGAAGAUCUCUACGCCUAGGCGUACGCGCAUCGGGUCAUUAACGAGCUAGCAACAUCGGACAGCGCGAUUCAGGUUGUCAAUUUGCUUUGAGAAAGCUCAACCUAUAACUGGUUAUAUUACCCGAGAAGGCUUACGCGUGCUUUCGACCCCCCACCGGCAAUCUAUAAAUUAAUAUUGUGAUAAUAUUAUAACGCGACAUACCCGCGACGAGCAAUUUAAGGAACUGAACAUUUAUCGGGAAGCCUAUAUCGACCCUUCCUCGUGUGAAUGUGGAACGAAUCGUUCGCGCGGUGAGUGAGAAUCGCACGCGCUAUUCAAGCCGUAGGUGUAAACUUCUGCCGACGCAUAGAGACGGCGAACGCUAGCGCUCCGUUCACAGACGAGCUUCACAAGGUUGCACCGCGUACCGUCACGCUGCGAGGACGCCAGUGCUAGCUAGAAUCACGCGCACACGCACCUGAGAGACAAUGAAGAUUCUUAUUGCGACCUUUCUUCUCGGUUUCUUUACACCACUCGUCAUCGCCAGCGCGCUGCACCGGAACAUCAAAAAUGCCUUAUUUGCCAGAGUUGUGCGUCAGUCAGAGGACAUAGCUGAAGAGUCCCCGGAUGAGCCUUUACGGCACCGGUUAGAAUGCGUGCAAAUGAUCAAUCUAGGCGGGGAGUAUUAUUUCCAAUCGACAGGAGAUGAUGCGAUAGGAGACUGUGCUAUGUACCUUCAGGGUCAGCCUGAUCAACUCAUCGAAAUUGAAUUUAAGAGUUUUGACGUGAAGUGUGAAGAUGCAGGUCUUGUUAGUGUCGUUGACGGAUGGGAGUUGGAUGGACAGUUUUUCCCAAGCGACGAAGACCGACUAUCAUUUGAUGAGAGAUAUAGGCUAUUCUGUGACAACGGACCAUUAAAGUUCGUCGCGCACCAAAAUGUAGCGAUGAUGCAUUGGAGGAUACCGGUAGCGACUCAGGGUUUUGUUGUAAACAUCCGAUUUUUCUACAACCCAAAACCUUGUAACGUGCUGUUCGGGGGUAAAACUGGCAAGUAUACAUUGACCAACUACGGCCAUCAGAACAACUGUAGCUUCGCUGUAAUAUAUCCAGUCCUUGUUAGGAUCACUGGAAUCAUGAUCGGAGUGGAUAAACAAAUUGGGGUUGCUAGUCAGCUGCAACUGGAAAGCCGGGUAAUGACACAGUGUGAAAAACGGGGUUAUCACGAUUUCCUCGAGAUAAAGAGUGGAGGCAUGGAGUCGUUAGAUACCAGCUACAUGCCGUCCUUCUGGAAAAUAUGCGGGGCUGAAUUGAACCCAGAUGAGCUCGAUUUUCCAUUGCCCUGCGGCACCUCGGCAUUGCGGCUCGUCUCCAGGGGCAGGUACUUCAACUCCGUAGAAUUCCAAUUUGACGAGUUACCGCAGCAGUUGAUGGACGCUUACGGACCUAGGAUGUGCUUCUCAUGAAAUCUCUCACGCACACAAACAUCAGCCAAGUGAGAAUAGAUUGAGUGCGGGAGAUUUGGGCGAGCUGCAGCCAUCGAUUAAAAGACCACGACCGCCUUGCCUCACCUCCAAUACUCCGCACCACUUGAUUGGACGGUGACUGGGUUUUAGAUGGCGCUGAGUAGCUUCAUAUAUUAAAACUGUCUAUUAAAUAUAUGAUUUGUCAUAUUUGUCUCAGUGCGUUUUUGAAGAGCAAUGUCUAAUAUACGCGCGUAAUGUGAACCGCAAUAUGGUGGUUGCUUUCAGAUCAAUGCUUCAGAAAACGACAACAGUGGGUCCAAAUUGUAGCUUCCAAUGUUAUUUUAGAACCAAACGUUUAUUUAUAAAGAAUCAAGAUUAUGAAAGUAUAGCACGAGAGUUGCAUGCUUUUUCAGUUAGACCAUCGUGGCAUUCUCCUUGUAUAACAUAGAAUAUUGCAAUAUACAGUGGAAAAAUAAAAUGUGACGUGCAUAUACUGUUUGUACAAACAGUGUAUAAAUGCGUACGCACACAAAUCGUGCAUGCAUUCGUUUAAUUUCCGCUUCUUCCUAAAAACAACCAUUUACGCCGUUAAAUAACGUACUGCAGUAUGGCUCCGACCUAUCGCAUAUUACAUUUUGCAUUCCAUAAAACAUUCUAAAAACUUUCGCGUAGAUGACAACAUUUUAGUCAGAUUUCGAAUGUUUUUACCGUCCGAAAUUCGAACCAUUGUCUUUUUGCGUAGGUGUAGGAAAAUAGAUUAUUCACAAUUUUGUGGGGCAUGAAUGCAUGCUGCAUGUUCGCGCGCCAUGGGACAUAGUACAAUGUGUAUUGUUUAACUACCGCUCAUAAUACACUGUCUGACGCUGUUGUGUUGUAUACAAUACAAUGUUUUAUUAUUAUUAUUAUUUAUUAUUAUGAUUAUCCUUAUCCUUAUUCUUAUUAUUAAUAUUAAUAUUAUUUAUAGUAAUAGUGAACAUUAUGAUAUCUAUCUAUACUAUCUGCAUACACUGUGUUAACACGGGGUUACGGAUAUAGUUUGGCGUCAAAUUUCCAAAGCAUGUUCCUCCACUUCUUCAUAACGAAACGUUUAUGCUUUUAGACUUGUUAGUUAUUGCUCUAGACGCAAAACCUUUAAUUUUGUAUGAAACAAAUAAGCAUCUAUAACAGAAAUACCGCGGUACGGAUACAGCAGCUAUAUAUGUACGUAUAAAAUGUAUAAUUAAGUAAAACGAUCACAUUCCUUCAUUGCA
Molecule: messenger RNA, 2876 nt
Organism: Priapulus caudatus
Lineage: Eukaryota; Metazoa; Priapulida; Priapulimorpha; Priapulimorphida; Priapulidae
Product: corticotropin-releasing factor-binding protein-like
Exons: 8
Coding region: 652-1626 (324 amino acids)
Biological process (GO): hormone-mediated signaling pathway; negative regulation of corticotropin-releasing hormone receptor activity; negative regulation of corticotropin secretion
Molecular function (GO): corticotropin-releasing hormone binding
Source: RefSeq, a predicted model, not a curated record